Balaenoptera ricei (Rice's whale) is the source of this 2923-nucleotide messenger RNA. RefSeq names its product centromere protein T (gene CENPT). The transcript has 13 exons. The record is from RefSeq and is a predicted model, not a curated record. Gene Ontology annotation, cellular component: kinetochore. Gene Ontology annotation, biological process: kinetochore assembly; mitotic cell cycle; chromosome segregation. Lineage: Eukaryota; Metazoa; Chordata; Mammalia; Artiodactyla; Balaenopteridae. Gene Ontology annotation, molecular function: DNA binding; protein heterodimerization activity. The coding region runs from base 1117 to 2814 and encodes 565 amino acids.
UGCGGCCGCGAACUCCACUUGCACCGUCAGGUCAAUGGGCUUCACAUCUUCUCCCGUGGGAAUGGUGGGCACCGGAGGCACGGAUCCCGGAGCCUGGCUGCUGUCCACAGCAGCCUGAAGGGUGAGGAGCACAGCCGCAGAAGCAGAUACCAGGUUCGGCUGCAGCUGAGCGGUCUGGGCAGUGGAGGCGGACGGCGACGGCUGCUGCUGCUGUUGUUCCUGCUGCUGUUGCUGUUGCUGCUGCUGCUGCUGCUGCCUGCGGCGGGCGGCUGCGGCCCCCGCGGGUCUGCGCGCUACUUUGCGCUCAUUGACGCCGCGCAGCGGGAAGAUGGUGGGGACCCGCACCGUGUAGGUUUUGCGGCCGCCCUGGAAGUGAACGCUGCAGAGACGGUGGCCCGUGGUGGGCUGGAAGGUGGAGAAGCACCCACUGACGCCGGCACGGGACACAUUCUUGAGCCAAAGGCGCCGCAGCUCAGCGUCCUUGGGAAACGUAUAGAAGUGCAACGCCUUGUCCCGGUGCGAGUUGUUGUAGCAGCCUGGCACGCAGCACGUAAAGCCAGGCAUGGCUGCGCCGCGCGGCCCGGCCCGGCCCACCGGCCUUCUGAGCCUUUCGACGGCCCGGUCUGUAUGCCGCCGCCCGCCCCUCGACGGGCGGCACCGCGCGAGGCCUCGGGCGGCCUCCCACUACUGCCGCCCGGCGCGGCCGGACUGGCCCGGCGCCCUGUGCCCAGAAUACGCCUCCCGUCGGCCCGCGCCGAGCCAGCCGCCCAGCCGCCCGCCUGCGCUCCAGAGUGGGCCCCAGGGACGCCGCGAAGGACCGCCUGGGAAAGAGGACUACGCCCUCCACAAUGCACCGCGGCAGAAGCCGCUCACUUCCGGAGCGGGGGCGCGCUUGUUCCGGCCUCUUUGCAGGGCACCGCGACAGCCCACGUAGAGCGGACUCUUCCCCUACACGGCUCACCCUCGGCGGACUAGAGAGGCGUAUUCGGUCGGAACGCUGUCGCUUGGACCGCCCUUCGCAAGGACCUGGAAUCCUGAUGGGGGGGUCGGGCGGCGCGCGUCUCUCCAGUGCGCAAGCGCCCUGGACAUGUGCCCACGGAAACUACAAAUCCCGCAAUGCCUUGCGCUAAACUUGGCGGCUGCGGCCUGGAGCGCCGCCUAAGGGAAAGGUCGGGUUGCAAGCGGACCAGGUUUCGGACGAGGCCGUGCUGUUCGCCGGAAGCAAUCCCCCAACCUGUCCAAAGAGCCCUGCUUCAAACACCUUCCUCUAGGAGGCUGAGGAGCCAAACAAAGAUGACUGCCAGGCGUUGUUCUCAUAGAGCCAGGUCUAUUGACAGAUUGGCCCAUGUUCAAGCCAGUGGACACCUGGAGGAACAGACACCCCGGACUCUGCUGAAGAACAUCUUACUAACUGCCCCGGAAUCUUCCAUCCUAAUGCCAGAGUCAGUGGUGAAGCCAGUGCCGGCACCGCAGGUGGUCCAGGCUUCCAGACGGGAAAGCGGUCGGGGCAGCCUGGAGCUGCAGCUUCCUGAACUUGAGCCCCCCACAACCCUGGCUCCAGGUCUGCUGGCUCUUGGCAGAAGGAAGCAGAGACUGAGGUUGUCAGUGUUUCAGCAAGGAGUGGACUUGGGACUGCCUCCCUCCCAAGAGCCUCAUGGGAAUGCUGAUGCCUCUUCCCUCACCAGCUCCCUCAACUUGACCUUCGCCACACCUCUGCAGCCACAAUCAGUGAAGAGGCCUGGUUUGGCCCGCAGACCUCCUACACGCCGAGCUGUAGAUGUGGGUACAUUUUUGCAGGAUCUGCGAGAUACUUCCCUGGCCUUGGCUCCUCCAGACACAGUGUUGGAGGACACCCAGCCCUUCUCCCAGCCCUUGGUUGGCCGUUCCCCCAGUGUGCACCACUCCCUGCCUUGCCCCUCUCACUCUGGGGCUAAAGAUGUGGAGAGGGCUGCCAGUCGCAGGACAUGGAGCAGUGGGCUUGGGCUGCAGAACAACGGUGCUGGGAAACCAGCCCAGCUUCUGGCAGGAAAGGUGGAGGAGGUUGGUGCCCUUGCUAUGGGCUUUCCGAACAUCAGCAGUAAUAUCUCUGGAGAAGAUGGAAUAGAGCCCUUACAGAAUGGAGUAGGUGAGGAGGCAGAGGAAAGAAUGGAAGAAAGCUUGAGGGAAGUGGAGAAGGCAGCAGAAGCACAAGGAUCGGCCAGAGCAGAAGAGCCUGAAGGACACAUAGAAGUGACCGAAGCAGAGGGAUCCUGGGGGGCUGUCGAGGCCAAGGAGCCAGAAGGAUCUUCAGGGGAUGAAGACACCUCUGGUAGAACAGCAAGUCCAGAGUUGGCCUCCAGCACCCCAGAGUUCCUUCGGGCCAGGCGACUUCAGUUUCUUGAGACAGCUCCACCACCUAGCACUGCAGUGUUACCUUCAGAGCCUCCGGAGCCUCUGUCGGCCAGGCUUCCUCCCAAGCCCCGAAUCCCUGGCUCCAGACCCCGUCAAGAUCCCUACAAGACUGGACUGAACCACUAUGCGAAACUCCUUAGCUUCUAUGCUAAGAUGCCCAUGGAGAAGAAGGCUGUGGAGAUGGUGGAGAAGUGCCUGGACAAGUAUUUCCAGCAUCUUUGUGACGACCUGGAGGUAUUUGCUGCUCAUGCUGGCCGCAAGACUGUGAGGCCAGAGGACCUGGAGCUGCUGAUGCGAAGGCAGGGCCUGGUCACUGACCAAGUCUCCCUGCAUGUGCUCGUGGAGCGGCACCUGCCCCUGGAGUACCGACAGCAGCUCAUCCCUUGUGCAUUCAGUGGCAACACUGUCUUCCCUGCCCAGUAGUGGCCAGGCCUCAACACCUGCCCUGUCCCUCCCUGGGGCCCCUUGGCCCCACAUACACUUCUAGGUUUCCUCCCUGCCCCCCAGCAUCAAUAAAAUGUCACAAACAGAA